CCUCCGAAAACAACGAUCUGAUUACCACACAAGCUACCUCACCCACUUCCAUUCACCAGCCGACCCAACCUUCGAAACUCGAAACCCAAACGCGAUCACCCACCACCACACCGCCUCCCUUCCGAACCGCAGCCAUUCCAUUUCCUCGACGAGAUCAAGGCAGUAGCCCUUUCCUCUUCAACUUCCCACAACCAGAGAUGUCUUCCGACGACGAACGCCAGAAGGCUCUCGACUCGUACCGGGCCAAGCUGCUCGAAUCCCGGGAGUGGGAAGCUAAGCUCAAGUCCCUGCGGCUCGAGAUCAAGGAUUUGCAGCGGGAGUUUGACAGAACUGAAGACAACAUUAAGGCGUUGCAGAGUGUCGGUCAGAUUAUCGGCGAGGUCCUUAAGCAGCUCGAUGACGAAAGAUUCAUCGUAAAGGCUUCCUCCGGUCCCAGAUAUGUCGUCGGAUGCAGAUCAAAGGUCGACAAGGUCAAGCUCAAGCAAGGCACGCGCGUGGCGCUCGAUAUGACGACACUCACGAUCAUGCGUAUGCUUCCCCGGGAAGUCGACCCCCUCGUCUACAACAUGUCACUGGAAGACCCCGGUCAAGUCAGCUUCGCCGGUAUCGGUGGAUUGAACGACCAGAUUCGUGAGCUCCGUGAGGUCAUUGAGCUGCCGCUCAAGAACCCCGAGCUCUUCCUUCGGGUGGGCAUCAAGCCGCCCAAGGGCGUUUUGCUUUACGGACCUCCUGGUACGGGAAAGACGUUGCUUGCACGUGCCGUGGCAAGCAGUCUCGAGACCAACUUCCUCAAGGUCGUUUCUUCAGCAAUCGUCGACAAGUACAUCGGAGAGUCUGCCCGCCUGAUUCGCGAGAUGUUCGGCUACGCCAAGGAGCACGAGCCCUGCAUCAUCUUCAUGGACGAGAUCGACGCUAUUGGUGGACGCAGAUUCUCUGAGGGAACCAGUGCGGAUCGUGAGAUCCAGAGAACGUUGAUGGAGUUGCUCAACCAGCUGGACGGUUUCGACUACCUCGGAAAGACCAAGAUCAUCAUGGCCACGAACAGACCUGAUACCCUCGAUCCCGCGCUACUUCGUGCCGGACGUCUCGACCGUAAGAUCGAGAUUGCCCUGCCGAACGAGGUCGGCCGUUUGGAGAUUCUCAAAAUUCAUGCCCAGGGUGUGGUGACGGAGGGUGAGAUUGAUUUCGAGAGCGUGGUGAAGAUGAGCGAUGGUCUCAACGGUGCGGAUUUGAGAAAUGUCGUGACAGAAGCUGGUCUGUUUGCCAUCAAGGAUUACCGCGACGCAAUCAACCAGGACGACUUCAACAAAGCAGUACGCAAGGUCGCCGAGUCGAAGAAGCUGGAGGGCAAGCUCGAGUACCAGAAGUUGUAAGGUCAGGGAUAAGGCGACAUGAUGAUUCACGGGAUGGGGCGCGGAGGAGCAAAGGAAAGACAUCAAAAGGGGCGGCUGGAACGAGGAUCAUCGGUUCUCAGCCGUUUAGAGGGUCUUUUAAUGUGUUAAACAGUGUACAAUACCCGAGUCCAGGUUUGGGGUUGUUUGCGACGGGAUCAUAGAGACGUAAGGCGUGGAAUAGAAGCAGCUUCGAGAUCCCAAAAUUGAAACAUGCGCAUGCAUAAACAGAAGUGUCCAUCGUUGACGACGACAAUGUACGGAUGUAUAUUAACCUGUAUGAUCAGCUUGCAUUCCAUGACCACGCAACAAGAGCUAUACGAAGCGCUUUGGCGUUUGUACCAUGAUA
This is a messenger RNA of Colletotrichum acutatum, 1740 nucleotides long. Its product is annotated as 26S proteasome subunit P45 family protein. The record is from RefSeq and is a predicted model, not a curated record. Bases 198 to 1373 code for a protein of 391 amino acids. The transcript is spliced from 4 exons. NCBI's taxonomy places the organism in Eukaryota, Fungi, Ascomycota, Sordariomycetes, Glomerellales, Glomerellaceae. Gene Ontology annotation, molecular function: proteasome-activating activity; ATP hydrolysis activity; ATP binding. Gene Ontology annotation, biological process: positive regulation of RNA polymerase II transcription preinitiation complex assembly. Gene Ontology annotation, cellular component: proteasome regulatory particle, base subcomplex; cytosolic proteasome complex.